Molecule: messenger RNA, 1576 nt
Organism: Protobothrops mucrosquamatus (brown spotted pit viper)
Lineage: Eukaryota; Metazoa; Chordata; Lepidosauria; Squamata; Viperidae
Product: nuclear receptor coactivator 5
Exons: 11
Coding region: 19-1293 (424 amino acids)
Source: RefSeq, a predicted model, not a curated record
GAGGAGGACGAAACUAAAAUGUCUUCAUGGGCCAAAGCAAACACAGAUCAAGCACAAACACCUGAUCCUGAAAACAGGCACAGACCGGGGUGGAUUCCUCGACUUCUGGACAUAAAUCCUUACAAAACCGUUCAGCAGAGUUCUUACUCUCCCCCAGACGGUUAUUCGAAGGACUUUGAGGAUGGCAACAGCUUUGAAGAACUUUUUGGGCAGCAGUAUCAUCCAUCCACGGACAACGAAGAUACUUUUGAGAGAUACCAGUCCUGUCAGAAAGAUGACGGCCACACCAAGGAUGUUCAUCGCGAUAAGUUGUACAUGGAGUUCUACCAGCAGAUAGACAAGGCAUAUAAGAGAGAAAGAGCUUCGGACUGUGUCAUCGUUUCCAUCAGCAAGGAUCAAGCGGAAUAUUCAACAGCCAUAGGCCAUCGGUUGCAGGAUCAUGGCCUUGUGGUGGAAAUGAUAUACCUUACUUCUGAAUCAGGUCUUACACGCGCCCUCCAGGAAGUUAAAAACGAUGGUUCUCCAUUUUGCGUUCUUGUUGAACCAUCUAAUGUAACACUUUGCUCAUGCACCGUAAUCAUGCUUCAUCAGAUUAUCAAAAUACACCGUAAUAUGCCCAUGGAGGAUGCCCUGGCUCUGAUAGCUAAAGAAUUUCAGAAAAUUUUUGCUGAGCAUGAACAACAGCAGCACGCAGAGAUUUCCCACAAAGCAGCUGAUCUGGCGGAUGACUACCUAGAACGGGAGAUUUUUGAGAGUUACCAUGUGCCUCUAGGCAUUAGACACCUCCUCUUUCUGUUAAGUGAGGGAAAACAUUUAUAUGCGGAAGAAUUGAACUCAAUAAGUGACUACCUGAAGACCAGGAGAAAUAAGCUUGAAGGUUUUGUUGCAGAAACGAACGCUUUAGCCGCCGCAGGUGAAGACGCCGGGUUUCCAAAUGUCAGGCCAAGCGGGAGCGCUCUCCCCCCGACGCUGAGCAAGCCCCCACCUCUGCUGCCAACGCCUGGCCGAGCCCCUGUGUUAGGCCAGCCUGGGGUGCCCUCGCCUAAGCCAGCUUUGUUGGGCGAAAGACCGUUGGGGCCUCUUCUUCCCACUCCAGCACUGCUGGCUGGCCCAAAGGGCAAACCUCCACCUCUUCUUAUAAAGACCAGCAAAAGACAGAUGCACCACACUCCUCCGCAUAAGCCCACAAAGCGGCCACUGCUUGGGGGCAGACCUGGCCUGCUGCCUACACCAGCUGCUCAGUCCAGAUCCUCCCAGCAUCCCUGGUCCUCUAAACCAAAGUUCCUGACUUGAGAGGACGCCUGAACUAAUAAGGAAUUAAAUAAAGAGUCAUCCUAGAUGGCAGCAUUUCUCUUCUAAGAUAAGCUGAGUUUGACAAAUGUGUGUGUUUUUACCACUCCUGGCAAUGUUAAAUGCAUAUUAUUUUCUGUUGUACACAUUCCUAAGAACAAGUUGUUGUUUUUUUUACUUAAAACACAACAUAGAUGUUUGUAGACAAUGGAUAAUGUAGAUUCCCAAUGUUAACCUGUUCUCUAAAAUCAAUGUUGUCCAAAAUAAAUGACUUAUUUCCACAGGU